Messenger RNA from Fusarium odoratissimum NRRL 54006, 1152 nucleotides. RefSeq lists its product as uncharacterized. The record is from RefSeq and is a predicted model, not a curated record. Gene Ontology annotation, molecular function: zinc ion binding; sequence-specific DNA binding. Gene Ontology annotation, cellular component: nucleus. NCBI's taxonomy places the organism in Eukaryota, Fungi, Ascomycota, Sordariomycetes, Hypocreales, Nectriaceae. The transcript has 4 exons. Gene Ontology annotation, biological process: DNA-templated transcription; positive regulation of transcription by RNA polymerase II. Bases 1 to 1152 code for a protein of 383 amino acids.
AUGUCUCUCGGAUGGGCCGUUAGAUUGGGCCAGAUGAUCGACAUCCAGAAAGAGCACCACACCGAGACCAUCGAGCCGCUUCAGUUAUAUUAUAGAAGACGUUUAUUCUGGGCCAUGUUCAUGAUUGACCGAUACUUGGCUGUGAUUCUGGGACGGCCCAUGGCAAUACAUGAAGGUGAUAUUACUGUGGUUCUAUCGCCCGAAAUCGACGAUAGCAUCUCCUCACAGGUUGACGCUCGUGAGAAGAAGUUGUUGAUGGGCACUACGCUCCACUAUAGCCUAGUACGAAUAAUUGGAAGAGCUGCAUCCCAGCUCUAUCCUGCCUCCGACCGUCCGCAAUCAUCCGUCGAUAGGGUGGUCUCAGACCUGGAAGAAGAACUCCAACAGUGGCUCCAGAACGCGCCAAGAUUCUUCCACCCUGACCGGCCCUCGCACGACGAGGAAGGAUACUAUGAUGUUCCGUGGAUACUGAAGAGGCAACAACGUACCGUCCAGUCGGCCUAUUUCUUUGCCAAUAUGCUUAUCUAUCGGGGGUAUCUUCUUCAAGAGUUCCGUCGACAGGAGCCCAAUGAGUCUCCAGUAGAGCCCCCAUCAGACCGGGCAAGAAGAUGUGCCGACAAUGCUCUUGCCAUGAUCAAACUGGCAGCUGACUUUGGCGUGGCAGAGUCGAGAUACAAUGGGACCUUUUGGGUGAGUCAAACCGCCACCAAGUUUAUGGUCCUGCCAUGUCUGACAAGCAGUCUCUGUCAGAUCACUUCCCACUUCUUGUUUUGUGCCAUAUCUAUUCUCAUCGUCUACAUGACCAUUUGCCAAGACCAGCAGCAGCUGCACAUAGCCGAGAAGGCUGUUGAAGACGCCAUGGAGUUCCACCGUAGGCUAGAAAGCAGCAGCAAUAUCAGCGCCCAAAAGCUUCUCGACGAAUCGCGGCGACGAACGCAGAUUGCCCAGAGUAUUAAGACACCGAACUCUUCUGUCGUUGGAUCGGCUUCGUUCGCUAGUAGUGAGCAACACUUAAGCCCGCAGAUGAUGCUGGUCCCCUCAGUCACCGAAGGGCAAGCGACGGAGAACACAGUACAAUGGGAGGCAUUGGGGGCUACAGAGGCAAAUAUUGACUUGAUGCAAUUCGCCCAAGGUCAGGUAAGUCUAGACUGA